AUGAUCUCGAAAGUCUUCUCCAACUUAAUUGACUCUGGAAUUCUUAAAUAUAUGUAUGCACAAAAGGGGGGAUCUCUACCGGCGUGGGGUCACAAGGGUCCCUCCCCUUCCGAGCUGGGGCGGCCUGAGGCGCCGCCCAACAGGGGGCGCUGUGCCCGCCAUGGCGGCCGCGCGGCGGAAGAGGCGGUGCGGCCCUGCCCCAAGAUGGCGGCGCCCAGGCGCGGCGUGGCGGCGGGCGGCGCGAAGGGGAUGAGGCGGCCGGGGGCUGCCCGCGCCCGCCGCGGCGGCAAGCUGGACCGGCUGCGGCAGGCGGUGCACGACUUCGUGCAGGCGGCCGGCGACCAGCCGCCGCUGGCCCUGCUGAGGGACUCAGAGAGGCAGAGCCGCAGGAGCCGUCGGGACGCCAGGAAGGAGAAGCGCAGGCUCAAGCGGAGCCGACGGCGACGGCUCCAACGCGGGGAGCUGGUGGAGGCUCCCACCGACCCGGACAAGCCUGCUCCUGCCAAGCCGUACUCUUCUAAACCCGCUCCGGCCAAGCCUGCUCCGGUCAAGCCUGCUCCGGCUAAACAUGCUCCAGCCAAGCCGGUUCCUGCCGCUCGCCCCGCAGCCCCGACCUCGCCCGCCGCCGGGAAGCAGCGGCCGGGUCCGGUGUCGGCACCAACAUCGACAGCCCUUUCGGCCCCCUCGGCCGCCGCCGCCGCCUCGGCGCGGAAACGGGCCCUGCUGGAGGCCAACGAGGAGGAGGAGAAGGAGAUCCGUCGGCUGGAGCGGCAGCUGGGGCUCGGGAAGCGGCGCAGGAAGCAGGAGGGGCCCGCGGCCGAGCGGGUACCGCAGAGUUUCCUGCGGGACGGGCUGGGAUACGUGCUGGGAGCCCUGGGCACCCGGGCUGGGCUCAGCAGGCUGUGCGAGAGCAGCGACGACGAGGAGGAGGAGGGAAAGGAGCAGGAAACCAAGCCAAGGCCGCGGGAGCGCCCGCCGGAGCCGGAGGACGACGACGAGGAGGAGGAUGAUGAGGAGGAAGUGAAGGAUGAUGAUGAGGAUCAGGAAGACGCCUCAGACCCCUCCGAGGGGGAUGACGAGGAAGGACGGUGGGAGAGCGAGAGCUCGUCCUCAUCCCCCGAGAACGACGAGGAGCCAGAGGCCAGCGAGCCCCUGGAGCAGGAGGAGGAUGAAGAGGAGGAUGAGAGUCAUAAUCACAGUGCUACAAAGUAUGUUCCCCCUCAAGUAAGGAGAGCUCAGGAGACACUAGAUGACAAGAAAAGAGAAGAAUUGGGAAGACUGAAGAAAAUGGUGAAUGGCCUCAUUAAUAGGUUGAGUGAACCAAACUUGUCCUCCAUUAGUGGACAGAUGGAAGAGCUCUACAUGGCCAACAGCAGAAAGGACAUGAAUGACACUCUGACAGAUAUUCUCAUGAACGCCUGUGUCACUGCGGUUGCCAUGCCCACGAGGUUGGUGAUGGAGCAUGUCCUUUUGGUUAGCAUUCUUCAUCACAAUGUAGGAAUUGAGGUCGGUGCUCACUUUUUGGAAGCUGUGGUGAAGAAAUUUGAUGAACUCUGUAAAAGUGAUGCUGAAGGGAAAGAAUGUGAAAAUCUGCUUGCCUUGAUUGCUCAUCUCUAUAACUUCCAUGUGGUUCACUGCCUGCUGAUCUUUGAUAUUCUGAAAAAGCUUGUUAGCACUUUCACUGAAAAAGAGAUUGAGCUGAUUUUGUUUCUUCUGAAAAACGUGGGCUUUUCCUUAAGAAAAGAUGAUGCUUUGGCUUUGAAGGAACUGAUUACCGAAGCCCAGAGGAAAGCAAGCACAGCAGAGAAGAAAUUCCAGGAUCAGACGAGGGUUCGUUUUAUGCUGGAGACUAUGUUGGCACUAAGGAAUAAUGACAUGAGGAAGAUCCCUGGUUAUGAUCCUGAGCCAGUCGAAAGACUCCGCAAGUUGCAAAGAACACUGGUUCGCAGCGGUGGUUCGGGAAGAGACACUCAGCUCCGCGUCUCCCUGGAAUCUCUGCUCAGUGCCGAUCAGGUUGGUCGGUGGUGGAUCGUGGGGUCAUCCUGGAGUGGAGCACCAAUGAUCAGUGAUACAAACAGCAAGGUUCAGCAAAAACUGCAUUUAGGAAAGGUGAGUUCAAAGAUAAUGGAGCUUGCUCGGAAGCAGAGAAUGAACACUGAUAUCAGGAGAAGUAUUUUUUGUGUCUUGAUGACAAGUGAAGACUUCAUGGAUGCCUUUGAAAAGCUGCUCAAGCUUGGACUGAAAGAUCAGCAGGAGAGAGAAAUAGUUCAUGUUGUCCUGUACUGCUGCUUACAGGAGAAGACAUUUAACCCCUUCUAUGCAUUUUUGGCUAACAAGUUUUGUGGAUAUGAAAGACGAUUUCAGGUGACAUUUCAGUUCAGUAUUUGGGACAAAAUCAGAGACUUAGAAAACCUGUCAGCUGCUGCCAUCUCCAACUUGGUUUCACUGUUGGCUCACUUAAUAAGGACAAAGUCACUGCCACUUUCAGUUCUCAAGGUAAUUGAAUUUAGUGAACUAGACAAACCCAAAGUCCGUUUCUUGCGACAAGUAUUAAGCACACUGUUAAUCAAAGCAGAUGCUGAAGAACUGACUGACAUUUUUAUGAGGGUAUCAGACAACCCCAAACUGGGAAUGCUACGGGAAGGCUUGAAACUCUUCCUUACCCACUUCUUACUGAAACAUGCACAGGCCCAAAAGAGUGCUGAAGAAGCUAGCUUGUUAAAAGAAAGAGUUGAAGUAGCAACCAAGGCUUUGGAGGCAAAAGAACCCAAACUGAAGUUAUAGUUCUGUUUUUCUGAUAAAACAUACAGAAAAAUAUUUCAGACCCAAAUAAUUGAGAAUGAGGAGGGCCAUUUUACUCUAAAGGAUUAAUUUUUUAAUGUAAAUAUAGUUACUUUGCUCUACACACUAGUGAGAGGUUUAAUUGAAGGGGAUACGAGGCCUUUUUGGAGAAAGGGAAAAUAUAUUUUUGUCAUGUCCCUUUUUGAUACAAGUGCUUCGUGUUGAUAGUUGGUAUCUGGAGAAGAGGCUGAAUUUCUCUUCCAUGAUACUCUCAGUCAGCAGCAGUGUUCUGCAUUGCACAUUCUAACCUUUUGAAAUUGUAAAAUAAUGGCACCAUAAAUAAUAAAGAAGCAGCCUUAACUAAAGGCACUUGCCUAAAGAAAGGGGCCACUAGAUGGCACAAGUACUGGUGAGUCGGUUUGGGAAGAAAUCAACUUUUUUUCCUUAAGUGUUGGAAGUUAUUUGCUAAUUCUGUGAAUUGUUUCCCUGACUGUUGGUCAGGAAAAAGAUCUUCAGCUGGAUUCAAAGCUCUCGUAAAGUGACUUGAAGAUCUGACUUUGCCCAAUUAUAUUGGGUUUAGACAUCACAGCAUAAUUUUAUUGCAUUUUUUUAGCCUGUUUUCCACAGCUUUAGAAUUGGAUUUGCCUAGUCACUUGUGUAAAAAAGAUAAAGAAUAUCAUCAAUAUGAAUAUUUAAUAAGAGAACACCUUCUUUAAGAAUUUGCUCACAUCUUCCAAUCAGAUGUUUAAAAUAAAUGGUGUACAUUUCUGUAUAACA
Molecule: messenger RNA, 3558 nt
Organism: Pipra filicauda (Wire-tailed manakin)
Lineage: Eukaryota; Metazoa; Chordata; Aves; Passeriformes; Pipridae
Gene: NOM1
Product: nucleolar protein with MIF4G domain 1
Exons: 11
Coding region: 1-2784 (927 amino acids)
Biological process (GO): ribosomal small subunit biogenesis
Cellular component (GO): nucleolus
Molecular function (GO): RNA binding; protein binding
Source: RefSeq, a predicted model, not a curated record